Messenger RNA from Chinchilla lanigera (long-tailed chinchilla), 2783 nucleotides. RefSeq names its product neuregulin 1 (gene Nrg1). The record is from RefSeq and is a predicted model, not a curated record. Gene Ontology annotation, molecular function: protein tyrosine kinase activator activity; chemorepellent activity. The transcript has 8 exons. Lineage: Eukaryota; Metazoa; Chordata; Mammalia; Rodentia; Chinchillidae. Gene Ontology annotation, biological process: cell differentiation; activation of transmembrane receptor protein tyrosine kinase activity; nervous system development. Bases 596 to 2716 code for a protein of 706 amino acids.
GCACAGCGCCCGGUGAUGAGACUGUUUGCGGUGAUGCUCAGAGGGCAGGCACCUGCUGCUCUGUAAUGAUUCAGCCUCUUUCAGCCGCGUUAACACAACAGGAUGCUGUUGCUACUGUCACUGUUACCUCUCCUGCCUCCGCUGCUGCUCCCGCCGCCGCCGCCGCCGCCUCUGGUCCUGCUUUUGCUUUUACUUCUCCUGCAUGACAGUUGUUUUCUUCAUCUAAGCAGACACCAGCUUCAGAUGCUUGAGGUGAGAAACGUGCCUUUCAGUUUGGGCUACUGGUUUACUUAAUUAACCGGCCUUCAGCUUUGUUUCUGUUUUGGAUCCUGUCCUCUUGACUGGUCUGUCGGGAUGGUUUGGAGAAGCCUUUAAAAGAACUGGAAAAGUGGCCCAAAAACAACAGCUAAAAAAUUAUUAUAAUAUGUUUUCAUUUUAUAGUUGCUAGGAGCUUUUUCUUUUCCUUUUUCUUGUUUUCUUUCUUCCUCGUGAACUCCUUGCUUUUGGUAAUGGCCUUGGACUUGGACGACUUAUCGAUUUCCCUCUGGAAGAUGCUGCAUCAUUUGCUUGCGGGGGGCCUGCGUGGUAAUGGACCAUGAGAGAGGCCAGGCCUUCUGGAGGUGAGCCGAUGGAGAUUUAUUCCCCAGACAUGUCUGAGGGAGCUGCCGAGAGGUCCUCCAGCCCCUCCACUCAACUGAGUGCAGACCCAUCUCUGGAUGGACUUCCGGCCGCCGAGGACAUGCCAGAGACCCAGACUGAAGACGGCAGCCCCCCUGGACUCGUGGGUCUGGCUGUGCCCUGCUGUGUGUACCUGGAGGCAGAGCGCCUGAGAGGUUGCCUCAACUCCGAGAAAAUCUGCAUCGUCCCCAUUCUAGCUUGCCUGGUCAGUCUCUGCCUCUGCAUUGCUGGCCUUAAGUGGGUAUUUGUGGACAAGAUAUUUGAGUAUGACUCUCCUACUCACCUUGACCCUGGGGGAUUAGGCCAGGACCCUGUUAUUUCUUUGGAUCCAACUGCUGCCUCAGCUGUGUGGGUAUCGUCUGAGGCUUACACUUCACCUGUCUCUAGGGCUCAAUCUAAAACUGAGGUUCAAGUUACAGUGCAAGUUGACAAUGCUGCCGUUACCUCUGAACCUGCAGCUGCACCAACCCCAAAGAAUCGUAUUUUUGCUUUUUCUCUCCUUCCAUCCACUGCGCCAUUCUUCCCUUCACCUACUCGGAACCCUGAGGUGAGAACACCCAAGUCAGCAACUCAGCCACAAACAACAGAAACUAAUCUCCAAACUGCUCCUAAACUUUCUACAUCUACAUCCACCACUGGGACGAGCCAUCUUGUGAAGUGUGCAGAGAAGGAGAAAACGUUCUGUGUGAAUGGUGGCGAGUGUUUCAUGGUGAAAGACCUUUCAAACCCCUCAAGAUACUUGUGCAAGUGCCAACCUGGAUUCACUGGAGCAAGAUGUACUGAGAAUGUGCCCAUGAAAGUCCAAAUCCAAGAAAAAGCAGAGGAGCUCUACCAGAAGAGAGUGCUGACCAUAAGUGGCAUCUGCAUCGCACUGCUGGUGGUCGGCAUCAUGUGUGUGGUGGCCUACUGCAAAACCAAGAAACAGCGGAAAAAGCUUCAUGACAGGCUUCGGCAGAGUCUUCGGUCUGAACGGAACAACAUGGUGAACAUAGCGAACGGGCCGCACCAUCCUAACCCACCCCCUGAGAAUGUUCAGCUGGUGAACCAAUACGUGUCUAAAAAUGUCAUCUCUAGUGAGCAUAUUGUUGAGAGAGAAGCAGAGACAUCUUUUUCUACCAGUCAUUAUACCUCAACCACUCAUCACUCCACUACUGUCACCCAGACUCCUAGUCACAGCUGGAGCAAUGGGCAUACGGAAAGCAUUCUUUCGGAAAGCCACUCUGUAAUUGUGAUGUCAUCAGUAGAAAACAGUAGACACAGCAGCCCCAGUGGGGGCCCAAGAGGACGUCUUAAUGGCCUGGGUGGCCCCCGCGAAUGUAACAGCUUCCUCAGGCAUGCCAGAGAAACCCCUGACUCCUACCGAGACUCUCCUCAUAGCGAAAGGUAUGUGUCAGCCAUGACCACCCCGGCUCGUAUGUCACCUGUAGAUUUCCACACGCCAAGCUCCCCCAAAUCACCCCCUUCGGAAAUGUCUCCGCCUGCGUCGAGCAUGACGGUGUCCAUGCCCUCCAUGGCAGUCAGCCCCUUUGUGGAAGAAGAGCGACCUCUCCUUCUUGUGACACCACCGAAGCUGCGGGAGAAGAAGUACGAUCAUCACCCUCAGCAGUUCAGUAACUUCCAUCACAACCCUGCCCAUGAGAGUAACAGCCUCCCCGCUAGUCCCUUGAGGAUAGUGGAGGAUGAGGAGUAUGAGACCACCCAGGAGUAUGAACCAGCUCAAGAGCCUGUUAAGAAACUCGCCAAUAGCCGGCGGGCCAAAAGAACCAAGCCCAAUGGCCACAUUGCCAACAGGUUGGAAUUGGACAGCAAUACAAGCUCUGAGAACAGUAACUCAGAGAGUGAAACAGAAGACGAACGAGUAGGUGAAGACACACCUUUCCUGGGUAUACAGAACCCCCUGGCAGCCAGUCUCGAGGCAGCACCUGCCUUCCGCUUGUCUGACAGCAGGACUAACCCAGCAGGCCGCUUCUCGACACAGGAAGAAUUACAGGCCAGGCUGUCUAGUGUAAUUGCUAACCAAGACCCUAUUGCUGUAUAAAACUUAAAUAAACACAUAGAUUCACCUGUAAAACUUUAUUUUAUAUAAUAAAGUAUUCCACCUUAAA